GAUUUAAUGGGUCCAAUUAUUGGGAUGUCACCAGACAAGAAAACGGAAAUUCCGGGUAUGCAAGAGGAGCGGACGUGGCUCCGAGGUGUUUGUGGAGUUGGAACAUUGCCCGAGGCGGAGUGCGCUUCCAGUCCUCUUGCGACUAGUGUGGAUCGGACUGGAGGUACUGAAGAUGAAGAACUCACCAACCUCAACUGGCUCCAUGAGAACCUGCUUCAGAACUUCACGUUAGGGGGUCCUGAAGCGCAACCUAGUGCCAGCCCCCUUUUUGACAUCGAAGGAGACUAUGGACCCAACCAGGGAACUUCAUCCUCGUCCACAGCCUCAACACAUAGUAGAGGAAGAGAGCGGGACUCAUUGAAGUCCAAGCCCCCUUUUUCGUUUUCGCUCCUCAUUUACAUGGCCAUUGAGCAGUCGCCUAGCAAAUCUUUACCUGUCAAAGAAAUCUAUGGCUGGAUUCUUCAGCACUUCCCUUACUUCUCCAACGCACCCACUGGGUGGAAGAACUCAGUGCGUCACAACCUCUCCCUGAAUAAAUGCUUCCGCAAGGUCGAAAGGACUUUAGGAAAGGCCAAUGGAAAAGGGUCUCUCUGGUGUGUCGACCCGGAAUACCGCCCCAACCUGAUCCAAGCCCUUAAGAAGCAGCACUUUCCCACCGCUCAUGCCUUCUGUACGCCACCCGCCUCCCCGCCUAGUGCCUCCUCACCCCCUCGUCAUCUCUUUCUGCAAGGUUGCUCAUUUAAAGAGUCUGAUAUUGAUGCUGCCACUGCCAUGAUGCUCUUAAACUCUGCCCCAGGGCACCACGUUGACCCAUGCAAUUCUGACGGCCCGCUGGACCUUUCCAGACCCGACUCGGUCUUAGUGAGCAGCGAUCCAAAGCAGGACCACAACUACAGCAGUGUCGCCCUGCAGCGUUGCUCCUCCCGGUCUUCCUCCUCGUCCCUGUCCUCCUUAGACGAAGGAGGCUGCGACCGCAGGCAGUCUCGCCGCGCCGGUAGCGAGGGCUUCCACAGCGACGAGGAUUCCGACCUCUGGGACGAGAGGGCCGCCAACCAAACGCAGCGUCGCCCGCCUGCCAUCAAGUGGCCUGACGGCAAAAGGCCGCGACGUGAGGUCAAGCCGGAGCUAGAUGAGGAGCUUAAAGAGGCCGCCGGUUCUUUGCUGCACCUCGCUGGUAUACGCAGCUGCACGGAGGGCUCCAAACGCAAUGUGAAGAGCACAAAACUUAACAGGAAGUAG
This is a messenger RNA of Nerophis lumbriciformis (worm pipefish), 1239 nucleotides long. NCBI's taxonomy places the organism in Eukaryota, Metazoa, Chordata, Actinopteri, Syngnathiformes, Syngnathidae. The record is from RefSeq and is a predicted model, not a curated record.